UGUAGAUCAAGAGGCCGAAUAUCAUGAUGCCGCUUCAGUAUUGAUUGGCUAAAUAACUGUGGGCUACGUUGUAAAAUACCUCACUUUGAUCAGUAUAACCAUCAACUUCUGUGAUUUAUAUUUUUGCCAGCAGCACCUACAUUGUCACUUUGACGUCAAUCUCCGUCUUUGCAAAUAACAUCCAACAACGAAGAGACAAUAUGUUAUCUUUUUGGAAGAAAAGAACGGUACCAGAAUUACCGGAAAGAGACCAAAUAGUGCUAGAUGAAUAUACGCGCAAAAUGAAGAAAUAUGAGGAAAUGAUUAAAAUCUGCUGUUGUUGGAUAGGUUAUGAUGUAUUAUUCGAGUUUAUUCCUGUGGUUGGCAAAGUGAUAUCUUUAGGAUUUGCUAUAUCAAUGUUCCGUCUAGCUUGUCAAUGCGAGUUACCUACAUCCGUCAAACGUAGGAUGUUAUACCAUAUUACUGUUGAUUUUCUAAUCGGACUCAUCCCUAUAUUGGGAUUUUUUCUUACAAUGUUAUAUCGAGCGCACAGUAAGAACGCACGUAUUUUAAGAAAAUUUCUUUAUGAAAGAGCAAGACAAGGUGCAGCAAAGGCAGAGAAAGAAGCGUUGAAGAUUGGUCAUGGAAAUGAGCAUAUACCACUUUCAGAACCUACGGAUAAAAUCAUGGAAAGGGAUGAGCUUGAGCCUUUACCUCAACGUCCUAGUGCCAUAAAAAAAGGAGAAGAGGUCAUUGCCUUGACAGAGUCACAAAGAAGUGUCAAUGUCUUUAAAAAGGAAAAUGAAAAUAGGUACGGGCCUGUUUCACAGCCGGUACAGCAACAACUACAGCAGAAGACAGAAUAUGACGCUACAGUGUCUCGCAACAACAAACUCGAAUAAAAUAUGCAACUAAAUAUUCAAUCUGUGGAAGCAGGAAUACAUUUUUUUGUAUUUUGCAUUGUGAUGUGCAAAUGCCUCUAUUGCUGCUAAAUUUUAAGGCUGCCUCUAACAAAUUGAGAUAUAAGCACAUCUUUCUUUCGCCAUUAUACAGUAAAUAUUAUCGCAGUUGAGAUCAAUUAUUCGACUAUAUCAUCACAUUAAUUUAAUAUGAGAACCGGUGCUCCGAUUUUUUGACAGAUUAGAGAUGCCUGUAACCCACGAUCACUUUCUAAACUAAUUACUCAGUUCCAGUUGUUCUCGAAACGAGCGUCGCGAUUUUUUGGCUCAGAAAUGAAUGUCCAAAUACAGG
This is a messenger RNA of Mycotypha africana, 1230 nucleotides long. RefSeq lists its product as uncharacterized. Bases 201 to 881 code for a protein of 226 amino acids. The transcript is spliced from 4 exons. The record is from RefSeq and is a predicted model, not a curated record. Lineage: Eukaryota; Fungi; Mucoromycota; Mucoromycetes; Mucorales; Mycotyphaceae.